This is a messenger RNA of Leguminivora glycinivorella, 2127 nucleotides long. RefSeq names its product putative E3 ubiquitin-protein ligase UBR7. The transcript has 2 exons. NCBI's taxonomy places the organism in Eukaryota, Metazoa, Arthropoda, Insecta, Lepidoptera, Tortricidae. Gene Ontology annotation, molecular function: zinc ion binding; ubiquitin protein ligase activity. The coding region runs from base 158 to 1966 and encodes 602 amino acids. The record is from RefSeq and is a predicted model, not a curated record. Gene Ontology annotation, cellular component: cytoplasm.
AAAAAAUCACUUGCUUGAACAGCUUGUAGUUUGUCGUCCUACUACUUGGCGCCUAAUCCACCUUCCAUUUGCAACCGGCUUUUCUCACUUUAAUUUUAACUUUGGUUAAUAAGUCUUUAUAAUUCGGUUCCUUAGGUUCCAUAUUAAACGUGUUACGAUGUCCACUAAUGGUGCCAAUGGCGAGGAUACAGAAAUGGCCGAAUGCGAAGGCGAAAAAGUAGUGACAAUGAUGGACGUACUUCAGGAACAACAGGAAUUCGAAGAAGACGCUAAUGCUGUUCUUGGAGCUUCAGACGACAAAAACUGUACUUACAAUAAGGGAUAUAUAAAACGCCAAGCUGUAUAUGCAUGCCUGACUUGCUGCAGUGAUGCCAAAAAUGACCCAGAAAAGCGUGCUGGUGUGUGCCUUGCCUGCAGUUUGACAUGCCAUGAGAACCAUGACCUGGUAGAGCUCUAUACUAAACGCAACUUCCGCUGUGACUGUGGAAAUCCCAAAUUUAACCACCCCUGUCAAUAUACUGAAAGUAAGACAUCUCUCAAUGAUGAAAAUAUUUACAACCAGAAUUUUAGCGGUCUGUAUUGCACCUGCCACCGGCCCUAUCCAGAUCCGGAUGGAGUUGAAGAGGAGAUGAUUCAAUGCAUAGUAUGUGAAGACUGGCUUCAUUCAUCACAUUUAGAAGCUACUGUACCUGCCCCUGAGCUUUAUGCUGAGAUGAUUUGCAAAGCUUGUAUGGAAAGUAAUGACUUUCUCCAUGAUUAUAGUAAAUAUGCUGUUAAUGGUGAGGUUGAUGUAGUAAGUGUCAGUGAGUCUGAUGAUUCCAAACACUGCAAUGGAGACAUCACUGAGAUGAAUGGAGCUAAUGUUAAAACAGAUAAUGUUGAAGAUGAGAGUGCUAAAGAUUCUGGCAUAUUGGCGAAAGUUGAUAAUCUCACUGAACCUGAUACUAGUCAUGAUACUGUUGAAAAUAACUCAAAAGAACAAAUGGAUGUGACAGUCACUGAGAAAACUGACAAUGAAAAUCCAACUACUGAUAAUAGUGACGAAGGUCAAGCUGAGCCUGUUAAAACAUCUAAUGAAAAUCCUGUAGAAAAUGACCUCAUAAACCCCAUUGAAGACAGCCAAGCUAAAGAUGACCAAGAAGUGAAGCUGUCUUCUGACGAAAUUUCUGAAAAUCAGUUAAGUGGUAGUACUAACCCUGUUACUAGUUCUGAAGACCAAGCAAACAUAGAUGCAACUAAUAAUGAAGGUAAUGGUAUGCCUUACACCACUGAACAACAAGAAGACUGUGCUAAUACUUCUCAUGUAUCUAACACAGGUGAUGUGAAUGGUGAUCAACCGAAAGUCGAAACUGAUGAGGGCUCUAAAGUUGACAGUCAAGAAAAGCAAGACCUUGCUGACUUGGGGACUGUUGAGAAUACAAAUGUGGAAACUUCACAAGUAACCAAUAACCAUUUUGGAGAUGAAGAAAUAAAGGAAAAUAAGCGAAAGUUAUCUACAGAGGAAUCUACACUUGAUGCUUUUGCCAAAAAACCAAAAUUAAGUAACAGUGACUGUAUUAGGCCACAAGGAGGAAGGAAAAUGUUCAAAGGCGCUACAUUUUGGCCAAGCCAUUUUAGACAAAAAUUGUGCACUUGUAAUGAAUGCAUUGCCAUGUACAAGGAUUUGUCCGUAUUGUUCCUUAUAGACCCUGAAGAUACAGUUACUGCUUAUGAAGUUUUAGGCAAGGAAAAAACUGAUGGUGCUGCAUCUACUCAGUAUGAGAAAGGCCUAGAAGCUUUAUCAUCCCUAGGCAGAAUUCAACAGAUUAAUGCUUUGACUGAGUAUAACAAGAUGAGAGAUAAGUUACUUGAUUUUCUCAAAAGCUUCAAAGAUAGAAGGGAAGUUGUCAAGGAAGAAGAUAUAAAGGCCUUCUUUGCAGGUAUGAAACCAAAAAGAGAGCCUGAUGGUGUGUACUUCUGCAGAUAAUUUUUUUGCUAUUAAAAUGAUGACCAUUUUAUUCUUUAUUAUCCAUUGUAGUGAUUGAUGUCAUUCCUGCUAGUAUUAAAUAGGUAUCGUCUUAUUUAAGAUUAACCAUUGAUUUCUUAUAUCUUAUUCUUUGAUGUAAUAAAUGACUCUUAAUUUUAUUA